UUUUGCACUUCAGUCAUUCGCAAAAAUCGUCUCAAUAAACUUCAUCAUGUGGUUAAUACUAACACUAAUAAUAACCACAGUCUCCACAUUCUUCUUUUAUUUCUACAAUAAAAGAUCACAUGCAUUCGAAUAUUGGAAACAACGUGGUUUUCCAACGCUGGAAAAACCGCAUUGGUUUUUCGGCGAUUUUGCAGCAGCCAUUCGAGGCAAAAAGUCAUUCAUGGUUGCCUACGGUGAUGCACACAAAGAGUUCAAAAGACGCGGCCAUAAAGUCGGCGGAAUGUACCUAUUACAACUGCCGAUUGUGCUCGUAGCUGAUAACGAAAUAAUGAAAAAGAUGAUGCAGACUGAUUUCGACGCGUUUGCCGACAGAGGCAUCGCCGUGGAUCCGGUAAACAAUCCACUCUCCAUGCACUUGUUCUCAUUGGACGGCGAACCAUGGCAGAAAAUCCGCAGGAAACUCUCGCCGACGUUCACCAGCGGCAAAAUGAAGAUGAUGUUUCCAAUCGUCGAGAAACACGUCGAUAUCCUCAUCAGAGUCACGAUGAAAUUAGCUAGAACUGGUAGAGAUAUUGAUUAUCAUGAAUGGUUAGACAAGGUUGGAAUUGAUAUGAUUGGUCACGUAGCAUUCGGACUCGAUUGUAACACGCUCGAAAGUGAAAAUGAAACGUUCUACAGCAUGGCACAUCGUAUAAUGCGUCCCAGUAAAUGGAAAGCAAUGAAAUUGAUGUUCUUCAAUUUAACAAAUCCGGCUAGUAUCAUCAGUCUCCUAUCCUCCAACACAGAAUUGUCUGACUUUUUCAUUAACCUGGUCAAGGACACAGUGGCACAUCGUCGAAAGAACAACAUCAAAGCAAACGACUUCCUUCAACUCCUCAUUGAGAUGAUCGAGGAGGAAGAGAAGGAAACAGGCUCGGGUCUGACAAUGCUUGAGGCAGCCGCGCAAGCGUUUGUGUUUUUUGUUGCUGGUUUUGAAACUUCAGCGAGAACCGUCAUGUUUUCCAUGUACGCAUUGGCAAAUGAUCAAAAAGAACAAAAUCUCUUACGAGAAUGCAUCCGGAAAGACAUGGACGCUGCAAAAGGUGUCUAUGACUAUGAUUGGAUCAUGAACAACGAAAGAUUGGACAUGGUUAUUAAGGAAGCUUUGAGGUUAUAUCCGCCUGUGAUUACUUUGAAUCGUAUGGCGACUAAAGACUACAAAAUCGACGAAUUGGGAUUAACCAUUCCGAAAAAUACUUGUAUUGUUUUCUCAUCGUAUGGUUUCCAUCACGAUCCGGAAUAUUUUGAGAAACCUCUGGAGUUUAAACCGGAAAGAUUCAGCAAAGAGAAUGUUGGUAAUAUUUUACCGUUUACCAAUAUUCCAUUCGGUGAUGGCCCAAGGUUCUGCAUUGGUAAAAGAUUUGGUUAUCUGCAGUCAAAAAUGAUCUUGGCGAAGAUUUUGAUGAACUUUGAGCUUUCACCUGGUAAAUUAACGGAGUAUCCGCUGACUGUCAGCCCGGUAACGUCGAAUUUAUUGUUGACGCCGGAAAAACCGCUCUAUUUCCAAUUUAAACCACUUUAAACACUUCAAGGUCACAUUAUCGAAACAUUCCACAUACCAAAUACAAAUAUAAAUUCUCGGCUGUUAUCAGUUUUCACUCUAGUUAUUAUAGAAAAGUUAAACAAAAUGUUUUUCGCGAUUUUACUAAUAUUGUUAUCGCUCUACAUUUUUUAUACGUAUAAAAAACAAAAGUUGACCUAUUGGCAAACAAAA
This is a messenger RNA of Dalotia coriaria, 1753 nucleotides long. RefSeq names its product probable cytochrome P450 6a23. The record is from RefSeq and is a predicted model, not a curated record. Gene Ontology annotation, molecular function: oxidoreductase activity, acting on paired donors, with incorporation or reduction of molecular oxygen; heme binding; iron ion binding. NCBI's taxonomy places the organism in Eukaryota, Metazoa, Arthropoda, Insecta, Coleoptera, Staphylinidae.